Messenger RNA from Planococcus citri (citrus mealybug), 8487 nucleotides. It is a transcript of the gene pcx, whose product is annotated as pecanex. Lineage: Eukaryota; Metazoa; Arthropoda; Insecta; Hemiptera; Pseudococcidae. The coding region runs from base 171 to 7070 and encodes 2299 amino acids. The transcript is spliced from 31 exons. Gene Ontology annotation, cellular component: endoplasmic reticulum; membrane. The record is from RefSeq and is a predicted model, not a curated record. Gene Ontology annotation, biological process: endoplasmic reticulum organization.
ACAUUUUCAAGAGUGAUAACAGUCGUUGUUAUCGGAUGUGAAUGUGAAAAUCUUUUAUUCAGUAUUGAAAAUUGAAAUGAUUAUGUUUUAUAUUUCGAUGGCUCGAAAGAGUAGUAUUUUUGGUGUGAAAAUGUUACUGUAUUCUUAGUUACAAAUGUUCACUAACUUCAAUGGGGUCUUUAGUUUUGGAUGUACUGCGAAAAGGAAUUUGGUCAUCUUUCACUGGAGGAUGGUAUUAUGAUCCGAGCAGUGCCACUUUUACCAAUACUUUCCACCUUUAUUUGUUCUUAUUUUUCCUUUGUUUUCCAUUUAGCGUUUAUGUGUACUUACCUAGAAAUGCUGUCAAUUGGCUAAUAUACACGUCCGUUGUGGCAUGUGUAUUUGUGGCCAUAAAGUUAAUUAAUAUCGGCCUACAUCGUAUGUUCGAUACUUCGGAAUGUAUCAUAGAAGAACCCUCAUCUAUAGAUAUUACGUUAGAGUGUGAUAAAAGAAAACCAAGCCAGAAGCCCGAAACGAGAGGCGAAGAAGAAGGCAUCGAACUGCAAGUUCUGAGCAGCGAUAAAAAACGUGAUAAUCAAAAUGAAAAUAAUUCUUCCUUCGGUAGUUUAGAAUUCGCUGAUUUCAACGCGACAGCUAUUAAAGAUGAUGUCCAAGCCACCACCAGUGGAACCAUAGAUUUGAAAGUCGACGUGCAUCGUAAAAAUAGCUCCGAUAGUAGCGAUGGCACUUUUUUCCGAAGUGAUAAAGUCAUCGUCGUCGAUGAAGUUAGCCAAGAAUCUUCCAAAGAAAAAAUUUCUAGCGUUGGCGAACAACGAAUUCCCGACGUAACAAGCUCCGAAGAAGUACUCGUAGGGAAGGAUUUAGAUGGAAAAAAUGUUAGAAAAAGGAACCUAGGCGUGAAAGAAGGCGCAGCUCAAGAUGGCUCUUCUACGACAGUUGAUGUUUCGGAUAAUAGUCGAGGUCGUCUAUCGGAAAGAAGUCGUCAGUAUUCGGUUAGUGUCACAUUGGGCGAAGGUAAAGAAGAGAAUACCAUCAACGAUCCUACUCCAGCUCGAUCUAUGCAACUCAAUUCCGAACUAGAAGCUGAUUCGAACAAAAGCCCCGGUGAUAAAGGAUUACUUUACUGGAAACAAAAAUGGGCUAAAAAUCCUCGUUAUACUCAUGGCCGAGUAAACGCGACAAUGCCUCCGGAAAUCUCCAUUUCCGGUACAUCGCGUCGUUCCAGUAGUCCGUUAUCCAUCUACACCAGCGACAUCGUGUAUCCGAUUGCUGAGCAUUCAGACGAACAACCUAUUUCCAGUAUUAAACGGUCUUCCGCUCAUAGUGACGAUGACGACGAUGACGAUGAAGAUUACGUUCGUAGGAAUAAUCAAGACGAUGAUGAUAUGUAUGGUGAUAUCGACGAUGAUCCUGAUGUCGAAAUGGAUAGUAGUCAUUCUCCUCUGUUGUCAGCUAAACAUAAUUCGUCCACUGAUAACAACGGAUCUUCCUAUAAUAUCGCUUCGUUUAAUCGUAAGAAACGUUACGUUGAUUCGUUAACGAGAAAAUACAGGCAUAUGUUGAAGAAUCGAAACGAAAGUGAAAUUGAUGAUAUGUUUACCAAAUCUAAUGCUCAAUGCUCCGGUGAUCAGAAUCAAAUCGAAUCUUUAUCGAAAGACGAAGACGAGCAAGCUGAGGAUUACAAUAACGAACCUCCCAGUGAAGAUGAUGAUCAGAUUGCUGCUAUUUUUGAUUGGCUGUUUUCUCAAAAUGGUAACGAACGAGGUUCUACGUCGGAAAAUUUAAACCGUACGCCUUCAGCCAAAGAAUUAAAAACAUCGAAAAAAGUCAAAAAAUUAGAUCCAUUGGAAGCUAGAAUGAAAGAAUUCGAAGAACUGAAAGCUAAAUAUCCAAAUUAUUUGCAUGCAACCAAAUCUCAGUCAAAAUUCUCAUCAACGCCAACUUUAGCUAGUGGUAGUGAAAAAUCGCACUCGCAUAGGCGCCAAAGAAGCGGAACAUGUUCGCAACUCGAAAUAAACUUAACGUUACCAGAGAACGAGCGUAAAAGCUCGCUCAACGAAGUAACCGGGCAAUGUAGUACAUCGGUUGACGUGUACACAUCGACGGAAGACCAAAAAUUAGAAUCAGGUUGCCCUAGAACGACCGAAAGUAACGAAGCUUCUUCGUCCGGUUCAAAUAAUGAGUUAAGUUCGUUAUUACCUUUUCCUUGCGUAACUCCUUAUAUAAAUUCUCCUAGUUCUAUGCAUUUCUAUCACGGUCGUCGAACUGCACUGAGAUACGAUAGCCGAAAUAAUCGUAAUAGACACAGAAGACAAACGCGAAGAAGUCGAUCUAGUAUUCGUGAAGCGUUUCCGUCAGCUUCGUCUAUGCAAACCACUCAUCGCGAACCGAAUGAUUUUACCAAUUUUGUAAGGAAUCUGUGCCGAAGCGAAGCGGCUGAUUUGGAUGGCGCGUGUACCCAUAUUGCUACCUCGUACGAUGAUACUACCGAAGGAGCUGUGCAUAUUUUUCAAGAUGAAAAUGGACAGUGGAUGUCUUAUACGUUUGAUGAACGAGGUAGCGGCAUUGCUGUGAAUGUGGAAGCUAUGGCACGUAGAAAAGAGACGCCUUUGAAUGCCAUCGAAGAACAUAACAAGAAUACAUCGUGCGCUAGUCUCAGAAUCGAUAACUGUACAACAUUCGUAAACUCAAGCCUUCGCCAACCAUCCCUCGAAGCAGGUCAGGCGACCACUUCAUCAGCCGGCCCUUCGACCAGCUCCGCUACUCAACCAGCAGCCACCGAACAACCGUCGCAUUCGCACUUGUACCAAUUACGCGAACACGACAAUGGAACUUACUCGCUGGGCACAGUAGAUCAUCCGGUGCUAUUGAGCAUACCGUACAAUCAAACGUUCGUAAACAGCGCCUACCCUAGUCUGCGUUUCAAUCCGCUGGCCAGGUUACGAAUGCCUUCUCACGCACCAGUUCCUGGAUCUCAGCCCGAGUUACAUCUGGAUUUGGCGCCUAUCAUGCCUCGUAGAUUCGACUACAUUGACGCGAUCGAAGUACCGGACGACGAGAAGCAAAAAAGACGUUAUUAUAAGUUCAGACUGUUCCCUUUCUCGUACGUGAAAAUAUACUUCGAUCGAUUAUCCUUGGACGCUUUGCUCGAUUACAACGAAACGUACUGCGAGACUCUGCUGUGCAUCAUGUUAGCCGUAAUGGUGUCCUUGUUGGGUGCUGUGAUGCUGCAUAUGAAAUACUAUCACGAUAUACCGGCGUUUAUAUUUUGCUUCGUGAUCGCAACGUCGCAUUAUUCUUUACUAAAGAGCGUCCAGCCCGACGCCGCUUCGCCCGUUCACGGUUUCAAUAAAGUUGUAGCGUUUAGUAGGCCUGUCUACUUCGUGUUUUGUUGCUCGUUAAUCAUCGGAUUGAAUCAUCUGCUUCAGAGUAAUAUCAGCUGGUCGAGUUUCAGCAUUUACGAAGUGGAAUUCCAUAUGCACGAUGCGGUCAAAUCAACGCAUGAUUUUUUAUGCACCUUUAUAUUAUUCUUCCCGGUAUUCUUCACUUUAGGAAUGUUCCCGCAAAUUAACACCUUCCUCAUGUACGUUUUCGAACAAAUCGACAUGCACGUGUUCGGCGGCAGCGCGGUUACAUCGUUGAAGGCAGCAUCGUACUGUGUGUUUCGUAGCGUUCUAGCUGUCCUGUUAUUGUUCGGGUUCGCGUAUGGGGCUCUGAGUGAGCCUAAAUCCUCGCAGCACAUAUUGUUCUCGAUAUUCAUCUCUUUACUAGUGAUGUUCGCGUAUCACUUGAGCAGAUGUACCUGUGAUCCGGCUCCUAUUUGGAAUAUACUCGUGAAACAGUUCUGGCCUAUUGAUGAGAUCGCCAAAGAGACUAAAGAGUUGCGAAAGUAUAAAGAAAAGAAAGCCAGAGAAGAUGCCAAAAAUAAAAAAGCAACCGGAGCGCAGACCAAGGAGUCGAAAGACGAACAAGGUGCUAAAAAAGAACACGUGGAAGAGAUCACGGUAGGACAUCAGGAUGGUCCGAGGUCUGGAAAUGUUAAAAAGAGAAAUUUAUUGGAAGACGAUAACGAUGAUUUAGACGAUCCUUUGCCGGCUCACGUGCAGAAGGUUGUAAAUGCUCGUUUACAAUCUGAUUUGAUUACCUCUUGCAUCGCCUGCGUGUUGAUAUUUUCAAUUCAUCGAAGUACCAUAUUUACCAAUCUUCAGCCAGAGUUGAAUCCUAUAAUGUGGGGUGUAGCAUGCUUAAUUGGUUUCCUACUUCAUUACAUCAUGCCUCAAUUACGAAAACAACUACCCUGGUUAUGUAUCGCCAGACCGGUUUUGAGAUCCAUCGAACACGAAUUAUUCGAAGCUCAAGCUCCUGCCACAGUUACCUGGUUUGAAAAAGUGUACAUGUUCCUGGGAUUCGUUGAAAAGAACAUCAUCUAUCCGGUCAUGUUUAUUGGUUGUUUGACGUCUGAGGCUCCUCGUCUCGCGAGCAGAUUGGGACCUUUGGCUAGUUCGUUGAUACUGACGGUGUGCAGCUUGAAAUGCCUCAGGCUUAGUUUUUCUCAUCCGUCUUGUCAAUACUUAAUCCUCGCGUUUUCUGUAUUAUUUUUCCGAAUGGAAUGGAUGUCAGAGGCAUUCGUCGUCGAUUAUUUCCUGAUCUCAAUUGUUUAUUAUAAACUGUAUGAUCUCUUGUUGAAGAUUCAAUUCGUUUUAACCUACAUCGCUCCGUGGCAAAUAACAUGGGGUUCUGCUUUUCACGCCUUCGCUCAACCAUUCUCAUUACCACAUUCGGCUAUGAUGUUCGCUCAAGCUGUGCUAUCCGCCUUCCUAUCAUCGCCUCUGUACCCAUUUCUAGGCAGCGCCAUAUUUCUAACAUCUUACCCUCGUCCGGUGAAAUUCUGGGAACGAGAUUAUAACACGAGACGAGUAGACCAUUCGAAUACGAAAAUGGCUUCUCAUCUAGAGAGAAAUCUAGGAGCAGAUGAUAAUAAUUUGAAUUCUAUAUUUUACGAACAUUUAACACGGUCUUUACAAAGAUCUUUAUGCGGCGAUUUGCUUAUGGGUCGUUGGGGUGAAGUAUCAGCAGGCGAUUGCUUCAUUUUAGCUUCGGAUUAUUUGAAUUGUCUCAUUCAUAUUGUCGAAUUAGGCAAUGGAUUAGUCACAUUUCAAAUGAGAGGUUUAGAAUUUCGUGGCACGUAUUGUCAACAAAGAGAAGUCGAAGCUAUUACCGACGGAGUCGAAGAAAAUGAUGGAUGUUGUUGCUGUAAACCUGGCCAUCUUCCUUUUAUGUUAUCGCUAAAUGCGGCUUUCAGUCAAAGAUGGUUGGCUUGGGAAGUGACUACAGGAAAGUACAUCUUGGAAGGAUACAGUAUAUCGGAUAAUUCAGCAGCCUCCAUGCUGCAAGUGUUCGAUUUCAGGAAAAUGUUAAUCUCCUAUUACGUCAAGAGUAUUAUUUAUUACGCGGUGAUGUCGCCGAAACUGGAAGAAUGGAUUAAUUCGCCCGGUAUAAAAGAAGCUCUGCAAACGAUCAAAGAUAAGGCAUUCGUCGAUUUAGAUCCUGUAUUUAAUAUGAAUAUCGACGAAGAUUACGAUUAUCGGUAUUCUGGUAUAACGAAGAACAGCUUUUGCAGCGUGUACGUGAAUUGGAUCAGAUAUUGUAAUAGCAGAAGAGAAAAGCCGAUUGCGGAUGUUGGAAAAGAUUCGUCAUUAGUUACCCUAUGUUUCGCUCUUAGUCUGCUGGGUAGAAGAACUUUGGGCACAGCUUCGCAUAAUACUGCUGCCAGCGUCGAGUUCUUUUUAUACGGAGUUCAUACCUUAUUCAAGGGUGAUUUCAGAAUCGCAUCUGUUCGAGACGAAUGGGUGUUCUCGGAUAUGGAAUUAUUACGUAAAGUUGUCGCUCCUGCUAUCAGAAUGUCGUUAAAAUUACAUCAAGAUCAUUUUAUGUCUCCCGAUGAAUACGAAUGUUCGCCAGCGUUAUUUUCGGCCAUAUCCUCGCAUCAAGAAAAUUUGGUCAUUUCUCACGAAGGCGAUCCGGUUUGGAGAAAAGCUGUACUUUCUGGAAUGCCAUCGUUGUUAGCUCUGAGGAGAGUUAUCGAAGAAGGAUCAGAUGAUUAUAAAAUUAUCAUGCUGAAUAAACGGUUCCUGAGCUUCAGAGUUAUCAAAAUGAAUCGUGAAUGUGUUCGAGGUCUUUGGGCUGGUCAACAACAAGAGUUGAUUUUUUUGAGAAAUUUAAAUUCCGAACGAGGAAGUAUCCAGAAUGCAAAACAGGCUUUACGUAAUAUUAUAAAUUCAUCGUGCGACCAACCGAUCGGAUACCCUAUUUUUGUCUCACCGCUUACCACAAGUUACGCCGAAACAAAUGCUCAGUUUACCAAUUACUUCGGAGGUCCCGUCAGUAUCAAAUCAAUCAAGAAUUUCGUAUUUAAUUUCUGUCGAAGAGUGAGAAAACGAUGCGUUGAAGGCUGCUCCAGCGGUAGCUCAGCUCAUUCUCAAGAUGAUGGAGGCUUCGGACAUGAGGGUGUUUACUCGAUGACCACGUUCAACGUCCAUUCCGGCAGUCACCAAUCAAUGGAGACUUCGCUGACUGGUAGCGGUGGUACAAUAACCAGAGUAAGUGCGCCGAGCAGUCUGAAUAGAUCGGCUCCAUCUCCAGCUGGUCCUUCGAAACCAGGUUUAGUUACUUUGGCCGGAUUACUCUCACCUCCCGGUAAUCCAAUACCGGAAAAUAUUAAAAUAGCUGAACGUAAACCAGUCGAAAAAGAAGACGAUGAGAAGGAACCUAUUUUACAUAGAGUCAAGAUCAUUGAUCCUGGUCAGGUUCACGAUGGUAUCAAUCAAGGUCGUUUGAUCGACGUAAUUUGGCCCGAUGAAGUUAUGAGGCAAAGAGGAGGUAGAAAUUUCUGGAAGGAUUGGGUCCCUGAAGCUGGCAUGGAAGGACAAGUCGUUCAUCGAUGGAUACCAAACCAUCCGAAUCCGAAUAAAAGAUCUACCUUCGAUCGGACCAUACUUUUGGUUAAAAUCGAAGAUAAAUACGUUCCGAUUUCGGAAAACGGCGUACAAGAUUUAGGAGCCGAAGUUUAACCUAACCAUUGGUUACCAAAGAUGAAGUAAAUGUGAUUUAAAACCCGCGUGUGUGUGAUGUAGAUACCUACUCAUGCACAUCGUAUAAAUAAUAAUAUAAGGUAAUCGUAUCAACGAAUUUACAGACUGCGUGUAGCGUUUAUAGCAAUUUUACUAUAAUGGCCAAAAAGGCAGCUUUUUACACAUUUACGAGUACAACGAAAAUAUAGUGCUUCCGCUUGAGUAAAAGAAAAAAAAAAAAGGUGGCCGGCUGUGCGCUAUUUUCCAUUUACAUAUUUAAAAGCUGACUGAUUUGGCAAGUAACAUUUUAUCAUAACGAUUCUUAUUUUGUGUUUUUUUUUAUGAUUAUUAUCCCAAUACUUAAAAUUCUCGGUUGAAUUUUUGCUACUGUUUCGUGUUCUAUCGGAUUUGUGCACCUGUUUAUGCGUUAUAGUAUUACUACAUAUGCUGGUUGUAUAAGUAUUUGUUUCGUUGUUUUGAUUUAUCGGUUCCAAGACGUACCUAAAAUCGAUAGCGGUGUUCAUAUAAUAUAUUUAAAAAAAAAAAAAAUAUUUUGCAUGUUUCGUGUAAAUGCGCAUUUAUAUAAGGCUUGAUUUUUAUUCAUUAUUCGAUGGGUGUGUAUUUUUGUGUAUCGAAGGUAUUUUAAUUUUUUUAUACGAAUUAGUUUAAUUUUAUUAUUUUUAGGUAAUUUUUUUGUGAUAGUAGAUGAACAAAAGGAAAAAAACUAAAAGCUUUCUUUCGUAUUAUACCUACUUUAUUACGAAUAUUUAUCUUCCAAAAAGGAAAAAAAAACCACCAAGUUUCCAAAAAAAAAAACACAGUUGAUAGUUUUUAAAAUUUUAAGUUAUCGUAUUUAACCGCAUUAUUUACUGUGAUGUUGAAAAUUACACUGUCGAAAUUUAUUUUUUAAUUCUCGCGUAAAAAACACUAUUAAGUACAUUAUAUUAUAUUGUAUUUCUCUCACGCUAAUUUUGUUCAUCGAUUAAAAAAGAAAUUCUCGAUUACCAAGGAAUUUUUGAAAAAACAUGUAUUACUCAACGAGUGUAUAUAAUAUAAAUUUAUUGAAAAAAAAUUAAUUACGUAUUUGUGUAUGUAUAAUAUUUAUUCGAAAUGAAUUAUACAUGUUUCCUGAUUAUAAUUUUAAUCAUUUAGAAUUUAGAGGCUGUGCAAUUUUUAAUUACCUUUUCUAUAUAGUUUGUUCAUAUUAUUGUAAUUUUGUUUGUUUAUGUUUGUUUGUUUUAAGACCUGUAUUCGUACGCGAUCGAUGUAUAUCAAUUUUUAUUGUUUUUCGUCUUGUAAAUACAUUGGAAUUUUGGCGUUUUUUUUUCUCUCUCUCUCUAUGUGUCUAUGUCUUUUAUUAUUCGGUGUUGAAUACGAUUGUUGUUUUAUUUAUUAAAUAAAUAUGCAAUGUACACGA